AUGUAUUUACAACUAGGUGCCGCCAAUCCAGAUGAGAGCCCAAAGACGCUGGAGUGGUCCUAUCUGGCCGCAGCACUGGGCACACUCCUCACUAUCUCACUCUUCAUUGUGAUGGCAGUCAAGUUUCGCCUCUUCCAUCGCUUCCUGGCAAGCUACAGACACUCCCUGCUCCAAGAGGCCGACGGGGUCAGCCAGUACGGUCAAGAGGAGGGGUCUUUCCCCAACAGCGUGUCAGGUAGAAUGGGAGAGAUUGGAGGGACUAUGAGUCGGCUGGAUGAAGAUGAUGAUGGCUUCAUUGAGGAUAACUAUAUUCAGGCCAGUGAGAAACACAGGGCAGAGAGAGGGAGAGAGGGAGAGGGGGAGGAGGAGAUAGAGGACAGCGACGAUGAUCUUCAGUUCAGUAUAGAGUGACUAUAUGAAGGGAGACCUCGUUAAAAACAGCUGGUUUACAACUAAGAUGAAAUGACACUAUAGAGAGAUCUUGAUUUUAAGUUUAAAGCAAUGGAACCCAACAUUUUUGCCUUGUGACAAUUUAAAAUGAAGCAGUGUCCACUUGCAACCCAUAAUCACAGCUUGUACUGUUCUAAGAACUGUGAGCGGUUCCACCAAAGAGUGAGUUCCAACCAAAAACUCUCAUAUUAUAUCAUUUAAAUAAUCGUUAGAGGUCAGAAUAGGAAAAGUUAUAUAUGUAGAUAUCACAAGAAAGAAGCCAAACUUUAAAGAAAAGUAAAAAAGAAACAAAUUAUUUAUAGUAUCUCCUGUUCCAAUUAAUAAUUGGAAAGAUUAUCUUGUGACCCCUAGCUUGGGAACCACUGAAAGUGAACAGUAGAUGUAUGAUAGAUGUGAAAACCAGAUGAACCACAGCUUUAAUAACGAUCAGACUUGAGUUCAAAAUGAGCAGAUUUAAAUGGUAUGAUAUGAUAAAAGUAAUAACAAAAAUGUAUAAACAUCGUAUAAACAGAAGCACACAGAAUUUUUUGAAAAAAAUGUUACUGCUUGUCGCUGAGUUCAUUUGAGUAUAGUAUAGUAGCUGUGAAGGAACAAGUAAAGAUUAUCAGCACAAUGGAUUAUAGUGUGCAGUGACCACACUUUGCUGAUAUCAUGUUUGCCUAUAUAUUGUAUAUCUUGCCCUUUGUUGUUUUGGCUUCUUACCCAAAGAAGAUCUGGUAAGUCGAAAUGUUGCCUGUCACACCAUCUCUAUAUUUUCCUUUUAUGCAGAGAAGAAAUUGUUCCCAUUAAAGCUAAAAUUGUAAUAUUUUAAAUUAAUGUAUUGUGUGUAUAUCCAUCCAUAAGUCGACACAUUUGCACACUGAGGUUGAAGUUGCUGUUCAUACGCUGUUAAUGAGAAAUUUUGAUUUCUGAUACCUGUCGAUUGCUUGUGUAAAGUAACAACAUGACACUCCGUCGUCUUUGUUGUGGGUCUGAAUAUGCAGAAAGUUACAGAUGUCAGCUUAAAAGUAUACAACGUGUGUGAGAGGCAGGAACUUCAAU
Molecule: messenger RNA, 1491 nt
Organism: Xiphias gladius (swordfish)
Lineage: Eukaryota; Metazoa; Chordata; Actinopteri; Istiophoriformes; Xiphiidae
Product: type III endosome membrane protein TEMP-like
Exons: 2
Coding region: 1-411 (136 amino acids)
Source: RefSeq, a predicted model, not a curated record